CUGACAGAGGAAAAGCUUUUUUGAAUGUGAUAAUGGAAGUGAAAGUAUUUUGGCGGCGCUGGUUCUUGUCUUGGUUAACUGUGAAUCUUUGGGUGUAGGGAGGGCCUGUCCCAGUCUUCCAGGCCGGGAAAGGUAAUCGGCGCUGAACGUGCACUUCUCUGCGGGAGAGCCAGACGGCGUCCGCGGCGGACCCGAAGCGGAAGCCAACCAUAAGGCAGUGUGACCGCGGCCGGAUCUUCGGGCCGCUACCUGAUGUACUAUGCUUUCUUGUGAUAUUUGUGGUGAAACAGUAACCUCGGAACCAGACAUGAAGGCUCACCUCCUAAUUGUUCACAUGGAAAAUGAAGUUAUAUGUCCAUUUUGCAAGUUGUCAGGCGUGAAUUAUGAUGAAAUGUGUUUUCAUAUUGAAACUGCUCAUUUUGAGCAAAAUGAACUAGAAAGAAGCUUUGAGAGGAUCAAUACAAUACAGAUUAGAACUUCAGAUAACAGGAAAGACACCUUACAGUGUAGAAUGGAAGUUAAUUCUAGUGUCCAUUCAGCUUGUGCAUCUAAUCAUCCAAAAAUUUCAGCUCAAAGCCUGCCUAAUGAUGGUACUUUAAAACAUAAAGCCUUUUAUUCGGAGAACUUAACUGAAUCUAGAAAAUUCCUUAAAAGUAAGGAAAAAGAGUGUGACCCAUCUAAAAUAAAAAGAUCAAUUUAUGAAACAACGUACAGUCCUCCCGAAUGUCCGUUCUGCGGAAGAAUAGAAGAUUGUAGUCAAGAUAUGGAAAAUCAUGUGAAAACAAAGCAUGCUGAUCUUUUAGACACUCCAUCAGAAGACCAUGAUCAACCACUGUAUGACUGUCCUAUGUGUGGGCUCAUCUGUACAAAUUACCAUAUUCUCCAGGAACAUGUUGACUUACAUUUGGAAGAAAGCAACUUUGGACAAGGCAUAGAUAGAGUCCAAUGUUCUAGAGAUCUAGAAUUGGCUCACCAGCUUCAACAAGAAGAAGACAGAAAGAGGAGAUCUGAAGAAGCACGACAAGAAAUGGGAGAAUUUCAGAAGCUGCAGAGACAAUAUGGUUUAGAUAAUUCUGGAGGAUACAAACAACAGCAACUACGAAAUAUGGAGAUAGAAGUCAAUAGGGGAAGAAUGCAUCCAUCUGAAUUUCAUAGAAGAAAAGCUGAUAUGAUGGAAUCGCUAGCUAUUGGUAUUGAUGAUGGAAAAACAAAAACUUCUGGAAUUAUUGAAGCACUUUACAGAUACUAUCAGAAUGCGGCCACAGAUGUGAGGCGCGUGUGGCUUUCCACAGGGGUGGAUCACUUUCAUUCAUCUUUUGGUGACAAAGGUUGGGGUUGUGGUUACCGAAAUUUCCAGAUGCUACUUUCAUCAUUACUGCAAAAUGAUGCUUAUGACGAUUGCUUGAAAGGUAUGUCAAUUCCUUGCAUUCCAAAAAUUCAGUCUAUGAUUGAAGAUGCGUGGAAGGAGGGUUUUGAUCCUCAGGGUGCCUCUCAACUUAAUAACAGGUUACAGGGAACAAAGGCCUGGAUCGGAGCAUGUGAAGUAUAUACACUUCUGACCUCCCUAAGGGUAAAAUGCCGCAUUGUUGAUUUUCAUAAGUCAACUGGUCCUUUGGGUACACAUCCUCGUUUAUUUGAAUGGAUAUUGAACUAUUAUUCUUCAGAGAGAGAAGGGAGUCCAAAAGUAGUGUGUACAUCUAAACCUCCAAUCUAUCUUCAGCAUCAAGGUCAUAGUCGAACAGUUGUUGGAAUUGAAGAGAGAAAAAACCGAACAUUAUGUUUACUAAUAUUUGAUCCUGGAUGUCCUUCUCGAGAAAUGCAGAAACUGUUAAAGCAAGACAUGGAGGCUAGCAAUCUCAAGCAACUUCGGAAAUUUGUGGGAAAUUUAAAACAUAAGCAAUACCAGAUAGUGGCAGUAGAGGGUGCUCUUUCUUCAGAGGAGAAAGUUAUUUUAUUUGACAGAGCACGCAUGCACACACAAGCAGGGUGUGGGAGAGGGAGAAGUAAGCUCCCCGUUGGGCAGGGAGCCCCAGAACCCUGGGAUCAUGACCCAAGAGGAAGGCAGAUGCUUAACUGACUAAGCCACCCAGGUGCCCCUAUAUUUUUAUUUUAUUUUAUUUUAUUUUAUUUUUAAAGAUUUUAUUUAUUUGUCAGAGAGAGAGCACACCAGGGGGAGUAGCAGGCAGAGGGAGAAGCAGGCUCCCCGCUGAGCAAGGAGCUCAAUAUGGGACUUAAUCCCAGGACACUGGGAUCAUGCAUGACCUGAGCCGAAGGCAGAUGUUUAACCAACUGAGCCAUCCAAGUGUCCCUGUAUUUUUAUUGUACUUCCAGUGUUGUUAACAUACAAUAUUAUAUUGGUUUCAGGUGUACAAUACAGCGAUUCAGCAAUUCUAUACAUUACUCAGUUAAGUGUGCUCUUAAUCCCCUUUACCUAGUUCACCCAUCCCCGCACCCACCUCCCCUCUUGUAGCCAUCUGUUCUCUAUAGUUAAGAGUCUGUUUUUUGUUUGUUAGAGGUUAGUGUUAAUAGUUAUAAAUACCAAGAUGCUUGUUCAUCAACAGAGCAUAGGUGAGGUUAAAUAUUAUCAUGGAGCCUAGCUGAACAUUUUAGUUGUUAACUUUCUGGUUUUAGAAACUGAGACAUUGGUGUUAGAAUACUAAAAAUGUGCAUUUGCUACUGUUCUUCUUCUUUUUUUUUUUUUUUUUGAGUCAUGGAGAGUAGCUGUGUCUUUAACCAAAAAAAUCAGAACUUGGCUGACUGUGUACAAUGCCGCCAGAUAGAGAAGAAAUAAUAAUAUGAUUAUAAUUGUGAUAUUGAUAAAGUAAUACUUUAUAAUGCUUGCUUUGUGCUAGGCACCAUCCUAAGCAUUUUACACAAAUAUUAACUAAUGUAAUCUACACAACUGCCCCAUGGAGUAGUCACUAUUAUUCCCAUUUUACAGAGGAGGAUGCCUAAGCUCAAAAAAGUUGUAUCCUAUUUCUAAAGUCACACAGCUGCUAAGUAACAAGAGGCAGGAUUCCAAUUCAGUCUGUUUACAUCCAGAGCCCUUCUCUAUAUUGCUUCUUCUGGGAGGAUACAAAGUCUCAUCAUUUCAUGUUUGCUAAUUAAGCUUGUAUGUGAACAAUUCACUUUUAUUGAAAAGAUAGGACAAUAUAUUUUGAAAAAUGAAAAAUCAUCAGUUAACAUUGUUUUCGCAUAUUGCUUUCAGGCUUAGGUUUUUGUUUUUUCCUUUUUUUAAAAAAAAUCACUGUGUCUUAUAGUUAUUCUGCCAUUUUUAACAGUGCUUGUAUACAUUAUAGGAAUUCAGCAAAUACUGAUGUACUGAUUGAUCUGCAUAUCACCAGAUAGAAACCUGUGUCUUUUACUAAGGGCACAUUAAUGACUUUACUUUUUAUUUCAGGGUGAUUGUUUUUUUAUAGCUCAUUUUAAAAUGUCUUUUUCCUCCUAAGUGAUAGCUAUAAUUUUAAUUGUAGGAAUUUCAGAACAAAUUUGGUAUUUUAAAGUAUCCCAAAAUGUAGAUACUUGUAACUGCAUUUUAUGUUUUGUUCUUCAUAUUUGGAGUUAAUUAUAAUAUUUUAAUCAUGCAGCUCUUAUUCAAGGAGAGGAAUCGGGUUUCAAAAAAUUGUUUUUAUCCUGACAACUGUCCUAUAAUUACCAUAAUACAUUUCUGCCAUAAAUACAUUUUGAGUAUCUAAUAAUUCCAAACUGUUGUAUAUGUUUGAACACUUGUUUAGGUGAAAGGAUUUAUGUUGGAAAAUAUCUCCUAAUGCAAUUCACUUAAGUAACGCAUACAAACCUAUUUAAUAGCCAUUUUCCUCAAUUCUUUUCAUACGUUGACAUGUUGUAGUUAAAUUCUGUCACUGCAUUCUUUGUUUUCCAUUAUGUAAUCUUGAUUUAACUUUGUUUUAAAUUAGUUUGGUAUAAUAUACCUUGAUUUGUAACUCAAGUUGUGAAAAUAGAACAAAUGUUUAAAAGGUCUUUUAGGGGCACCUGGGUGCCUCAGACGGUUAAUCAUCUGCCUUCAGUUCAGAUCAUGAUCUCAGGAUCCUAGGAUCCAGCCCCCUUAGGCUCCCUGCUCAGAGGGGAAUCUGCUUCUCCCUCUCCCUGUUCCCCCUGCUUGUGCUCUCUCUCUCUCAAAUAAAUGAAUAAAAAUCUUAAAAAAAAAAAAAAGUCUUUUAAAGUGACAUUUUUAAGACCAUAAUGAAGGAGAUAAUUUUCUUAAAGGUUCUCUGCUCACUGCUCUAUCUCUCCUUCUCUGUAUUUAUACAUGUCUCUCUAUGACUGUGAUCCAUCAUUUUUACUUUUGACUCAUUAUUCCUUAAAACAAUGAAUUUUCUUUUUACUUUGUUUUGUGUUUAUCUGGUAUUUUGUUUAAUUUUUUUCUUUUUUUUUUUUGGUUUGGCUUUAGAAAUGUUUAUUCCUGGGAUGCCUGGGUGGCUCAGUCAGUUAAGCACCUGACUCAAUCUCAGCUCAGGUCUUGAUCUCAGAGUCUGUAGUUCAAGCCCCACGUCAGGCUCCACUCUGGGUCUGGAGCCUACUUAAAAAAAAAAAAAAAGUUUAUUUCUAAUUUCCUAAGUUUGAAGUUGUAAUUUUUCUUAAGGAAUUUUCAUUACCUUGAAAAAAUUUCUAGAUUUUAGUUUUUAUAUUAGAUGAUUAAUAUAUAUUCUAAUAAUGGACUUAUUGCUUAAAAUUAA
Molecule: messenger RNA, 4694 nt
Organism: Mirounga angustirostris (Northern elephant seal)
Lineage: Eukaryota; Metazoa; Chordata; Mammalia; Carnivora; Phocidae
Gene: ZUP1
Product: zinc finger containing ubiquitin peptidase 1
Exons: 10
Coding region: 260-2077 (605 amino acids)
Source: RefSeq, a predicted model, not a curated record